AAUUUGUCAUCAAUAGAGUCAUCUAUUUUACAAUAUAAUGAGAUUAUUUGAUUUGUUGUUCAUUCGCUGGUUUCGUUCAUUUUGUGUGGUUGCAUCUACUGUUUUAAACAGCAAUUGCAUAAGAAUCGUCCAUAAAAUAUGAUAUUACAUGAAUAAUAUUAUGAUUUUGAUUGAAACUUUUAAGUAGUGCUUGAUGUUCUUGUGAAUGCAGUUUUGGACGUAAAACAUAGUGCGGGAUGGACGCGAGCGCGGGCGGCGACAUGGCGCGCGUGAAGCAGGAGCCCGAGUGGCUUGCUGGCCGUGUCAUUGUUAAGGAGGAAGCAGAAUUCAUUGAUGAAGAGGAGUGUGUGAAGGAGGAGUGCGUGGAUAGCACAAACGGGUGCGGCGUGAGCGAGGCCGCCAUGCUGGCCGGCCUGUACGCCGAGCACGAGGUCAAGGACGAGCUCGUGCUGGGGCCGGAGCACCCACACCGCCCCACAGUUGACCUGGUGGUGAGAGGGUCUGCUGGCUUCCUCUGUGUGUCGGAUCGGGGACGCUCAUGCGCGGUCAGGCUGGAGCGCCUGCUGCCGGACGCGGCGCGGCGCAGCUGCCGGGUCGGGCGCCGCACGUACAAGCUGCGCGCCGCCGAGCCCGCCGCCGCCGCCAGCUAUCAGUGCCACCAUUGCGGCGAACGGUUCACGAACAAGUCGGUUUUGAAGAAACACAUACGCGCUCACUUGUCGUUAGGACCGUCGCGUAAUUCGACCCGAGAGAACAUUUUUUUAGACCAGGAAAUGUCAUACAAGGAUAGAAAACUUUAUAAAUGUAGCACUUGUGAGUAUAUGAGUAGCAGGAAAUGGGAUUUACGGAAUCAUCAAUUGAUACACACCGGUGACAAACCUUAUCAAUGUAAGUACUGUGACCACAGGAGCCGUAAUAGAAAAACCAUACGAACUCACGAGAUGAUACACACUGGUGACAAACCCUUUCAAUGUAACUACUGUAAUUACAAGUCCAUAAGGAAAGAUCUUUUACGACAACACGAGAUUAAUCACACCGGGGAAAAGCCAUUUGACUGUAGUAACUGUGACUUCAAGUGCAAAAGCAAAGCGGUUCUACGACGUCAUCAAUUUGUACACUCUGAUGAAAAGCCUCUCCAGUGUAGUUAUUGCGAAUACAGGUGCAGACUGAAACGAGAUAUACGAAGACACGAGAGGACACACACUGGGGAAAAGUAUUUUGACUGUAGUAACUGUGACUACAAGAAUAAAAGCAAAGCAAGACUACGACGACAUGAAAUGAUACAUACGAGUGAAAAGCCUUUCCAGUGUAGUUAUUGCGAAUAUAAGUGCAAACAGAAACUAAAUUUACGAAGACACCAGAGGAUACACACUGGGGAAAAGCCUUUCCAGUGUAGUUAUUGCGAAUACAAGUGCAGUCUGAAACGAGAUUUACAAAGACACGAGACUACACACAUUGGGGGAAAGUCUUUUGAGUGCAGUAACUGUGGCUACAAGUGCAUAAGCAAAACAAUACUACGACGACAUGAAAUGAUACACACGGGUGAAAAACCUUUCCAGUGUAGUUAUUGCGAAUACAAGUGCAGACAGACACCAGAUUUACGAAGACACGAGAGCAUACACACUGGGGAAAAGCCUUUUCAAUGUAGUUAUUGCGAAUACAAGUGCAGACUGAAACGAGAUUUACGAAGACACGAGAAGACACACACUGGGGAAAAGUAUUUUGAGUGUAGUAACUGUGACUACAAGUGCAUAAGCAAGGCAAAACUACGACGACAUGAAAUGAUACACACGGGUGAAAAACCUUUCCAGUGUAGUUAUUGCGAAUACAAGUGCAGACAGAAACCAAUUUUACGAAGACACGAGAGCAUACACACUGGGAAUGUAGUUAUUGCGAAUACAAGUGCAGAGUGAAUCGAGAUUUACGAAGACACGUGAAGACACACUGGGGAAAACUCUUUUGAGUGUAGUAACUGUGGCUACAAUUGCAUAAGCAAAGCAACACUACGACGACAUGUAAUAAUACACACAGGUGAAAAACCUUUCCAGUGUUGUUAUUGCGAAUACAAGUGCAUACUGAACUGAGAUUUACAAAGACACCAGAGGAUACACACUGGGGAAAAGUCUUUUGAGUGUAGCAACUGUGGCUACAAUUGCAUAAGCAAAGCUACACUACGACGACAUGUAAUAAUACACACGGGUAAAAAACCUUUCCAGUGUAAUUAUUGCGAAUAC
Molecule: messenger RNA, 2234 nt
Organism: Cydia pomonella (codling moth)
Lineage: Eukaryota; Metazoa; Arthropoda; Insecta; Lepidoptera; Tortricidae
Product: gastrula zinc finger protein XlCGF26.1-like
Exons: 3
Coding region: 237-1913 (558 amino acids)
Biological process (GO): regulation of gene expression
Cellular component (GO): nucleus
Source: RefSeq, a predicted model, not a curated record